GUUUAUACCCACUAGUCUGUCAUUAGAAGUUCACCGAAACACCAAGAAGGAAGAAAAAGAAGAAGAAGAAGAUGACGCUGGGGCUUAUCAAUGCGAAUCCGGUGGUUCACGCCAAGAAGGAGCGGAUCGCUCGCUCGGAAGACUUCCACGGUGACGACGCUGUUGAUCCUCUUGAAAUCUACGACUUCGUGAGGGAUAUUAGAGAUCCGGAGCAUCCGUAUUCGUUAGAGCAGCUUAGUGUUCUCUCGGAGGAAUCGAUCACUGUCGAUGAGAAGUUAGGGCGUAUCCUGAUAACUUUUACUCCGACUAUUCAGCAUUGUAGUAUGGCGACUGUGAUUGGACUCUGUCUGAGAGUGAAACUUAAACAUUUCUUUCCUCCACAUUACAAGGUUGACAUCAAAGUGUCUCCAGGAUCACACGCAAAUGAAGACUCAGUUAAUAAGCAGCUAAAUGACAAAGAAAGAGUUGCAGCUGCAAUGGAAAAUCCAAAUCUGCGUCAGCUUGUAGAUGAAUGCCUUUAUUCCAGUGAGCUCUGAAUCAAAUCAAUUAUCAUCGUCCAACGGGCCAAAAUGAAGUUCAAUACACUAUUGGGUACUUCAAUUUUGAUCCAAACAAACCAUCUUCUCAUCAAAUGGGGAGGUACAUGAGUUAAUAUACCUAUCCAUUUAUUUGCUAUUUCUCCCUGUAUAUGUGAAUGAACUUAUCUGAAUUACUAAUAUAUUAUAGUUUAACGUUUCUUCUUCAAA
Molecule: messenger RNA, 746 nt
Organism: Cucumis melo (muskmelon)
Lineage: Eukaryota; Viridiplantae; Streptophyta; Magnoliopsida; Cucurbitales; Cucurbitaceae
Product: protein AE7-like 1
Exons: 6
Coding region: 72-536 (154 amino acids)
Biological process (GO): iron-sulfur cluster assembly
Source: RefSeq, a predicted model, not a curated record